UAGUGGAGUUCUCUGACAUUCUAACACAUGUUAUUUGUUUUGAUUAUACCGGGUAAUGUUUUCUUUUUAAAAAGUUGAAAUAAGUGUAAUAAAACGGAAAAUAUAAUGGGGUCCAAUAAGCUGGAGUAUGCUUCUUCUUUGGGUGGACAUGUGAGUUUGCCUACGCAUGUACAAACAUUUCGCUAUGCCGCUAAUGUUGUGAGCGAAAUGCGGCAACUUAUUGAUGAAGUCCGCAAUCCUGUCAGUCGCAAAUUAGUCUUCCAAACUUUGCCCAAACACAUGCGCCGACGGGCUAUGUCCCAUCAUCCAAAACGUUUGCCACGCAAGUAUCGCGCAGCACAUCGUUCUCAAAUGGCUAAAGCUGGCAAACCACAGCAGACAAAGCGACCGUCGCGCAAAUUUCGACGACGUCCCGGCAAUCUAUUACGGGAUUACUUGAGACGUCAACGUAAAAAUAUUUGGCUAGAAACACAUAUUUGGCAUGCAAAACGUUUUCACAUGGUUGAACGUUGGGGUUACAAGUUACCACAGUCGAGCUGUGAUAAAACAUAUAGGGCAUGUUAUCGUGCUUCAGCCGAACACUGUUUAUUGCAGGAUAUGUCAUUCUAUGCAUGCAUAGAAUUGAAGGGAAAGUUAGCAGAUUUACGUAUAGGUUUUGCGAGAUUAAGCAGCACUUGUUGUGGGUUUAGUAUCGCUGCUAAGACAUAUCUCACUGGACGAAGAGAAGGCAGUAUCGACUUAUUUAGAGAUGGUAAAUAUCCGGAAUAUGCGCUGGGGCGAUUUUCUUUUAUGUGGCAACCAAUAAGUAACAAUGAAACAAAAGAUGAGGAAAUUUCACGCACCUUAUGGCUUUGGGUGCAUCCAAGUGCUUAUCCAGCGGUAGUGGAGGAACUAAUAAAAGUUUUCGAAGUGACUUCGUUAAAUAGCAUUAAAGUGCCUAUAGAAACAGAUGAAACAAAGCAUUCUGCUCCCGAGCUGCCAAAGGAUAAUAAAUCAUCCAAACAAAUAAAACCCAAAGAAUUGCGGCGUUUACAAUUCAUGACGAAAACUUUAGCCUUUGAGCAUAUCAAACGCUAUGGUAAUGUGAAAACCGGCGUAAAAAUCAACGAAUUAAAAGAUACUAUGAAUCGCUUCCGUCUCACUGGUCAUCUGGCACAAAGUGUACUACAACACACAUUCAAGCCUAAGAACUUGAAAGAUAGCACCGCCUCCACUUGGCUACAUACGUUAUUUGAACAAAAUCCAGAUUUUAAAAGUAUACAUGAAAAUCAACUGGAUUUUUGGCGGAACUGCAGUGAUGUGGGCUCAUCUGGCGAAUUACUUUCUAACAUGAUAUUGGCGCUUAAUAUUGAAGAUCCUCGUUUGAACCGCCCAAAGAAACGUACGAAAGCGCAACCCAAACAGCCUUCAAGCGACAGCAAUUCAGAUUUUCUGUUUAAUAUGCCUGAUAACUUAGCGCAAAGCAUUUUAUGGGAUACAAAAAUACGCGAUGGACUAUGCAAGAGCAUGAUAACCCCCAGUGAAUAUAGCAAACUACGCGGCAAACAUGCUGUGGUGCCAGGUGUGCGUUGUCAAUUCGAAGAGGACAUGCAAGCAGUUCCCGUAAUACUUAUUCAACGUCCAGGUUCACAACGUCCGCAAUAUAAACGUUUAGGAUACGGCUGUGGUUGGGACGUAAUAAUACCCGCUGGUUAUGGCAUGCCUAUUUGGUUGUCAUUAAUUAUGUGGGGCGCUAAACCCGGUGGUCUGCGUGAAUUCGAAUCAAUCGCACGAGAAAUGGGCACAGAGGAGUACUUGCCCGACACCAUUGCUGGUCGCGUGCUGGCGAACACGCGUCAUCAGGAAUUACGUACCAAAUAUUUCCGCAAACCGCCAAAUAGACGUCAAAACUACCAAAAAUUGGCAAUUAUUAGUCCCUUCCGUGCGCCAUUUUCCGAACUAGUACGCGAUUGGAGCAGCAGUGCUUCUGCACAGGGUAACGCAUUAACUCAAACCUUUCACAUACUCCGUGAUCGCGCGCUAUUACAGCAAUUACUGCUACAUAUACAAGGAAAGUGUAAAACAUUUCCCAGUGAAAUACCCGAAAAUUCUCUAAUACAAUUACACUUUCGUAUGAAAUCGCGCGGUAAUUUAGAGGACUAUUCGCUGAUUUGUUUGCCGACACGUGGCGAUUUCAAACGUAAUCUCAAACAAAUUAAGAAAUCAAAUCAUGAGCCCGUCUUCAGCGAACCACUGUUGCCGGAUUUGGCUGAACGCGAACGCAAACAGCUGCGCCAAGCUCAUAAAAAGCUCUUAAAACGUUUACGCGCGCGACGUGUGCGAGAAAAACGAAAGCUACAGGAAACAAGCACUACUCGCGUAUAUAUCAGAGCCGCCAAUACAGCAACGCUUGUAGCAGCGCAAUUAGAGCGCAUGUGCAAGCUGUGGCUGCCGGAGGAUUUUGCUACGCUUUAUACUGUGCGCAAACAAUGCCAGCGUGAAGUAUUCGGCUAUGCAACGACAGCGCAUUUCAGUUAUACCGAAGCGACAGUCUGCGCCGUGGGCUAUGUAACGCCGGCUGGCUUGCAACAAUUGCUCACAUUAUGUCGGCAGUGUAAUGUGCGCCAGCCAAUGUGUCUUAUGCGCAGUCCCAAAAGUCGCCACUAUCGUUUUGCUUGCUUUAAGCUACAUUUGGAUGUAUAAAUAUAGAAUUUAGUCUGUAUUUGUGGUAUUUUAUAUAUUGCAUUUCUGUAUUUUAUUAAUUAUUUACUUCAAUUUAAUUAUUCUUAGUUUUCAUAGUGUUUUUUUUUCUAACCUCUUUUUCGCUUCACAUUUAGCUACUUCUAAUAGUAAUUAUAUAAUAUAUAUUGUAAUAAUAUAGUUCAGUCACGCUACGUUAUACGUUAAAGGUAUAAGUUUCAGUUUAACAACUAGUAACAGCAGAAAUUACCGUCUACAUUUGACUACUUCUAAAAAACAAUUAAAUAAAAUGUAUUGCGCCAAAUGUAAAAACGUGCAAAAAUUAGUAAAUGUUUUUGUUUUUUAAGUUUUCUUUAAAGCGUGCCUGUAAAAAUACACGCCGAAUUCGUUUGGAAAAUUAUUAAUUCAUUCAUUGCUUUG
Messenger RNA from Bactrocera tryoni, 3099 nucleotides. It is a transcript of the gene Pop1, whose product is annotated as ribonucleases P/MRP protein subunit POP1. The record is from RefSeq and is a predicted model, not a curated record. Lineage: Eukaryota; Metazoa; Arthropoda; Insecta; Diptera; Tephritidae. Gene Ontology annotation, cellular component: ribonuclease MRP complex; nucleolar ribonuclease P complex. The transcript has 4 exons. Bases 106 to 2682 code for a protein of 858 amino acids. Gene Ontology annotation, biological process: tRNA 5'-leader removal.